UCUUUGCGAGAACGAGGAGUCGGUGGAAGUUAGUUAGUCGUGGUUGUGGCCUUGUGGGCUGCUUAGGUAGAGCCAUGGCGACUAAUGACUCCACCGCGACGUUGCAGACAAUUAAAAAAGUUCAGUUUGGAAUACUCGGGCCUGAUGAAGUUCGACAAAUGUCAUCCACCCCUGGUGGAAUCAGGUAUCCUGAGACUAUGGAGCGUGGCAGACCCAAGCUCGGUGGCUUGAUGGAUCCACGUCAAGGAGUCGUGGAUAGAUCUGCACGAUGUCAGACGUGUGGUGGCAACAUGAACACAUGCCCAGGCCAUUUUGGGCAUAUUGACUUGGCUAAGCCAGUGUUUCACAUUGGCUUCAUGACGAAAACAGUCAAAGUCCUUCGUUGCGUCUGUUUCUUCUGCUCAAAGCUACUCAUCGACACGAGCACGGAGGUAGUGAAGGAAAUUGUCAAGAAAACACACGGCCGGCCCGGCCGCCGUCUUGCUGCCAUUUACGACCUGUGCAAGAACAAGAAAGUGUGCGAAGGUCUGGAUGAGACUGAAGGUGAUGGUGACCAGGCAAAGAAAGUGUCUCACAGUGGUUGUGGUCGCAAUCAGCCAAAGAUCAAGCGGACUGGCUUGGAUCUUGUUGGAGAAUGGAAAAAUGUGGAUGAAGACUCACAGGAGAAGAAAAAGCAACUAACAGCUGAGCGUGUCCUUGAGGUUUUCAAGCGCAUUACCGAUGAAGACAGUAUGAUUCUUGGUAUGGAUCCUCGCUACUCCCGUCCUGAUUGGAUGGUCAUUACUGUCCUGCCCAUUGCUCCACUGCCCGUGAGGCCAUCCAUUGUGAUGGGUGGUGGCUCUGCCAGAAGUCAGGAUGACUUGACUCACAAACUAGCCGACGUGGUGAAAGCCAACAACAACCUUCGGCGCAAUGAACAAAACGGCGCUGCUGCACACAUCAUUUCUGAAGACACGAAGCUGCUGCAGUUCCACGUCUCCACCAUGGUGGACAAUGAAAUUCCAGGCAUGCCGCGCGCUAUGCAAAGGUCAGGUCGUCCCCUGAAGUCCAUCAAGCAGCGGUUAAAAAGCAAAGAGGGUCGUGUGCGUGGUAACUUGAUGGGAAAGCGUGUUGACUUCUCAGCGCGUGCUGUGAUCACACCAGAUCCCAACCUUUCGAUUGAUCAAGUUGGAGUGCCACGUACUAUUGCUCAGAAUCUGACCUUUCCGGAAGUUGUAACACCGUUCAAUAUCAACCAGAUGCAUGCCCUGGUUGGUCGUGGGCACAAUCAGUACCCGGGAGCCAAGUACAUCAUCCGUGACAACGGUGAUCGAAUUGACUUGCGUUUCCAUCCCAAGCCCAGUGAUCUCCAUUUGCAAUGCGGCUACAAGGUCGAACGGCACAUCAUUACUGGCGACAUUGUCGUCUUCAACCGUCAACCAACUCUUCACAAGAUGAGUAUGAUGGGUCACAGAGUGCGGAUUUUGCCCUGGUCGACGUUCAGAUUGAAUCUCAGUGUGACAACGCCGUACAAUGCCGAUUUUGAUGGUGAUGAAAUGAACCUUCACGUCCCUCAGUCGUACGAGACUCGCGCUGAAGUCCAGCAAUUGGCGAUGGUACCACGUAUGAUUGUCACGCCCCAGUCCAAUCGUCCUGUGAUGGGAAUUGUGCAGGAUACCCUCACAGCUGUGCGCAAGAUGACUAAGAGAGAUGUCUUCAUUGACAAGGAAAACGUGAUGCAGCUGCUGAUGUGGAUUCCCAACUGGGACGGGAAGAUCCCGCAGCCCGCCAUCCUCAAGCCCAGGCCACUGUGGACGGGCAAGCAGCUCUUCUCGCUGCUUAUUCCAGGCUGUGUCAACUGCGUCCAGUACCACAGCACCCAUCCGGACGAGGAGGAUGACAGUCCAUACAAGCACGUCUCUGUUGGUGACACCAAGGUGUUGAUUGACAAUGGUGAGUUGAUCUGCGGCAUCCUGUGUAAGAAGUCCCUUGGUACGUCCGGCGGCAGUUUGGUGCACAUCGUCUUCAUGGAGGAGGGCCACGAGAUUGCGCGCCAAUUCUACGGUAACAUCCAGACUCUGGUCAACAACUGGCUCAUGAUGGAAGGCCAUUCGAUCGGAAUCGGUGACUGUAUUGCCGACUCCGACACCUACAGUGAAAUCCAGCGCUACAUUGGGCAGGCUAAGCAAGAUGUCAAUGACAUUAUUGAGAAAGCUCACAAUGACGAGUUGGAGCCGACUCCGGGUAACACAUUGCGGCAGACCUUUGAGAACCAGGUGAACCGCAUAUUGAACGAUGCCCGUGACAAAACUGGUGGCUCUGCUCAGAAGUCUCUGUCCGAGUUCAACAACUUCAAGGCUAUGGUGGUAGCUGGCUCCAAGGGAUCCAAGAUCAACAUUUCUCAGGUCAUUGCGUGUGUGGGUCAGCAGAACGUUGAAGGAAAGCGUAUUCCGUUUGGCUUCCGUCACCGCACCUUGCCGCACUUCAUCAAGGAUGAUUACGGUCCUGAGAGUCGUGGCUUUGUGCAGAACUCCUAUCUUGCCGGACUGACGCCCAACGAAUUCUUCUUUCACGCCAUGGGAGGUCGUGAAGGUUUGAUCGAUACUGCUGUCAAGACCUCAGAAACUGGCUACAUUCAGCGUCGGCUGGUCAAAGCUAUGGAGUCGCUGAUGGUUUGCUACGACGGUACCGUGCGUAGCUCAACCAACGAGUUGAUCCAGCUGGUGUAUGGUGAGGAUGGCAUGGAUGGUGCACGUAUGGAGUUCCAGCAGUUGCCCACUGUGAAGCCGUCUCACAAUGCCUUCAACCGCCAGUUCAAAUUUGACUACACAGAUGAGCGUUCUAUGAAGCGGGCCAUGGGUGAGGACAUUGUUCAUCAAGUUCUCAAUGACGCCCACAUUCAGGCACAGCUUGAGCGCGAGUAUGCUCAACUGCGGGAAGACCGAGAGCUUCUUCGGCGCAUUUUCAGCAAGGGUGACAGCCGGCUGGCCAUGCCUGUCAACCUGAACCGUAUCAUUUGGAACGCACAGAACAUCUUCCACAUUGACAAGCGGCGGCCAACUGACUUGCAUCCGGUGCAUAUCGUGGACCAUGUGCAAGCGCUGAGCGAGAAGUUGAUUGUCAUUCCUGGCGACGACAAGCUCACAAAGGAAGCUCAGUUCAACUCUACUCUACUCUUCAAUAUGCUUCUUCGUUCGGUAUUUGCCAGCAACAAAGUGAUCUACACACAUCGCUUGACCCAGGAGGCAUUUGACUGGGUCCUGGGUGAAGUAGAAUCCAGGUUCCAGCAGGCUAUGGUGGACCCUGGUGAGAUGGUUGGUGCGCUGGCCGCCCAGUCACUCGGUCAGCCUGCCACACAGAUGACAUUGAACACUUUCCAUUACGCCGGUGUCUCUGCCAAGAACGUCACACUUGGUGUACCGCGUCUCAAGGAAAUCAUCAACGUGUCUCGGCGACCAAAGACACCCUCGCUGACUGUGUACUUGCUGGGAGCCGCAGCACACGAUGCUGAGAAGGCAAAGGACGUACUGUGUCGUCUUGAGCACACAACGCUGCGCCGAGUGACUUCCUCCACUGCUAUCUACUAUGAUCCAGACCCGAACAACACGGUAAUUGCAGAGGAUCAGGAGUUUGUCUCCAUCUACUACGAGAUGCCGGACUUUGAUGUUGCACGCAUUUCUCCCUGGCUUCUUCGCAUUGAGCUGGACAUGAAGCGUAUGACAGACAAGAAGCUGACCAUGGAGCAAAUCGCGGAGCGCAUCAAUCAGACAUUCGGCUCGGACUUGAAUUGCAUCUUCAAUGAUGACAACUCCGAGAAGCUGGUGCUGCGUAUUCGACUGAUGACUAAUGACGAGGGAUCCAAGUUUGGGGAAGAGCAAAUGGACAAGAUGGAGGAUGACGUCUUCUUGAGGUGCCUGGAAGCUAACUUGUUGACAGAUAUGACCUUGCAGGGCAUUGAACAAAUUCACAAGGUCUACAUGAACUUGCCACGGGAACAGAACAAGAAGCGUGCCAUCAUCAACGAUCAGGGUGAAUUCAAGUUCAUCCAGGAAUGGAUCCUCGAGACUGACGGUGUGAAUCUGAUGCGCGUCUUGGCUGACCCAGAAGUAGACCCUGUGCGAUCCACAUCCAAUGACAUCUGUGAAAUCUUCACGGUCCUUGGUAUUGAGGCUGUACGCAAGUCUGUGGAGAAGGAACUUAACCACGUCAUUUCCUUUGAUGGAUCUUAUGUCAACUACCGUCACUUGGCAUUGCUAUGUGACGUGAUGACCAGCCGUGGAUUCUUGAUGGCAAUCACUCGCCAUGGCAUCAACAGGCGAGAAACCGGUGCUCUUGCUCGCUGUUCUUUUGAGGAAACGGUGGACAUCUUGAUGGAAGCUGCGGCGCAUGCCGAAGUUGAUCCACUGAGAGGUGUGAGCGAGAACAUCAUGCUUGGACAGAUGGGUCGUCUCGGCACCGGUGCGUUUGACCUACUGCUGGAUGCCGAGCGCUGCAAGAAUGGCCUGGAAGUGCCAGUGCCUGAUGUGCUUGCUCCUAUGGGUGGUCAGAUGGGUGCUGAUGGAAAUAGUAGUGCUGCUGGGUCCAACAACUUCUUCAGUCAGCAAUCUCCUGGUGCCAUGUCCCCCCAGAUGACGCCGUGGAAUCAGGGCACAACACCGGCCUACAUGGCUGGUGCAUGGACACCGGGUGGACAGACACCUGGCGGUGGCGGAGCAGCAUUCUCUCCGGCACCAUUCCAUGAUGGCAUGAGCCCGGGCCCAGGUUUCAGUCCUGGCUGGUCCCCGCAACCCGCCUCUCCUGGUUCUCCCAUGGCAAGCCCGUCGCCGUACGUCCCCAGCUCACCAUCAUACAGUCCAACGUCACCAUCAUACAGUCCAUCAUCACCAUCAUACAGCCCAACGUCGCCAUCAUACAGUCCAACAUCUCCUUCCUACAGUCCAACAUCACCAUCCUAUAGUCCGACUUCUCCUUCUUACUCGCCUACCUCACCAUCCUACAGUCCAACGUCACCAUCCUACUCACCAACAUCACCAUCCUACAGUCCUACGUCACCUUCUUACAGCCCGACGUCACCCUCCUACUCUCCUACGUCGCCAUCCUACAGUCCAACUUCACCCUCGUACAGUCCCACAUCGCCCUCUUACAGUCCAACAUCGCCCUCGUACAGCCCCACAUCACCCUCGUACAGUCCCACGUCUCCAUCCUACAGCCCUACGUCACCGUCGUACAGCCCAACAUCACCUUCGUACAGUCCGACUUCACCUUCGUACAGCCCAACAUCACCUUCAUACAGUCCAACAUCACCAUCCUACAGUCCAACAUCACCCUCUUACUCACCCACCUCACCGUCCUACUCGCCCACCUCACCCUCCUACUCACCCACCUCGCCGUCAUACAGUCCAACUUCGCCUCGCUACCCGAGCUAUUCGCCUAGCUCGCCUAGCUAUUCUCCAAGUUCGCCGAGCUAUUCACCCAGCUCUCCGAACUAUUCACCAAGCUCGCCCAGCUAUUCGCCCAGCUCGCCAAGCUAUUCACCCAGCUCGCCAAGCUAUUCGCCGAGCUCGCCCAGCUAUUCGCCCAGCUCCCCGAGCUAUUCGCCGAGCUCUCCGAGUUACUCGCCUAGUUCACCGAGUUACUCUCCCAGCUCGCCGAGCUAUUCGCCGAGCUCACCCAGCUAUUCGCCAAGCUCGCCUAGCUAUUCGCCAAGUUCGCCGAGCUAUUCUCCAAGUUCUCCGAGCUACUCACCUAGUUCUUCGCUGCAUCCACCUUGAUUUCGAUUUCCUUUGUGAAUGUUGCAUCCCGUCUCAUGCUGUUUUUGACUAAAUUAAUGAAAUGAAGAAAAAAAGGAAGAAAAAAUGGACUAUAAAAAAGUGAAUCCUUCAACCCAUACGUUCCAUGAAAUAUUUUUAAAAAAUCAUGAAACUCACUAUUUCUUCACACCAUGAAAUACAGUGUAUGGCUGGCCGUCCGUUUUCUUAUCUUGUUCUCAUUCUUUUCGCUGCUUGCUUUUUGUCCGGUCCAUUUUUGACACUUGAUAUAGGGGGGAACGUUGGAAGUUGUUUGGCUGUUAUUUUCCAUACGUCUUGUUUCUUUUACCCCGUUCGCCCAUGUGCACUAUGCUCUCUGUGUGUGCUCAUGCACUGAUGCACUGAUAAUGGCCUGCAUGAUCACACUCUUGACUUUUGCUAUGGACUAUUAUUGAUGUGUGCAUGCAGCACAUAUUGGUGCAUCUGUCGCUGCAUGAUGAUCAUCUACUGCGGUGUGACUGCUGCCGCUGCACGCGCGCUGCCGAUUUCUAGUUUUUAUUCCUAUUAUCUCUUGUCUGAACAUGUGCCAACAGAACCCGACUAUCUCUGAGUACUCCCUGAGCUCAUAUGCUAGAAAAAGUGUGCUGCAAACUCUGA
Messenger RNA from Sycon ciliatum, 6383 nucleotides. RefSeq names its product DNA-directed RNA polymerase II subunit RPB1-like. Gene Ontology annotation, biological process: transcription by RNA polymerase II. The transcript is spliced from 24 exons. The record is from RefSeq and is a predicted model, not a curated record. Gene Ontology annotation, cellular component: RNA polymerase II, core complex. The coding region runs from base 75 to 5750 and encodes 1891 amino acids. NCBI's taxonomy places the organism in Eukaryota, Metazoa, Porifera, Calcarea, Leucosolenida, Sycettidae. Gene Ontology annotation, molecular function: DNA binding.